This is a messenger RNA of Mesorhabditis spiculigera, 603 nucleotides long. Lineage: Eukaryota; Metazoa; Nematoda; Chromadorea; Rhabditida; Rhabditidae. The record is from the annotation of a GenBank genome assembly.
AUGACCGGUCGCGUUUCGACAUCCGGAAGUGGAUCGACGGCGAAGAAGGAGGAACCGCCACGAGAACGGCCAGCCGACGCCCCCGAGCGCGUGGAUGGCUUCACUUAUAGCGCGUCAAAAUCCCUUUUCGCCACGGCCACCGUCUCGCUGCUCAGCUUCGGGAUUUUUGUGCUCUUUCUCCCGCUGCUGCCCCAGAAUGCGACGGGCACCGCCGCCCUCUACAUGCUGCUGAUGCUGAUCACGUGGAUUCGGCUGCACGGGCGCCAUUUGAGCCGGCAGCAGCGCAUCUACUUCGACGAGGCCAGCAUCCUGAUGAGCACCGAGGCCAUCACGCCCAAGACGUCCAACGUCGACUCAGACUGUGAUACGCCAGCUAAUGGCCCGGGCAGUCGUGAGGUGCCCGCCGCCGACCCGAUGACCCUCCUACAGUACCUGUUUGCUGAUGAGCGCGAGAUUGAGCAGCAGAAGUUCUACAAGCAGCACUACGGCGGCAUGUUCGAGCGAGCGACACGCGCCCAGAAGAAUGCCGAAACGCUGCAGGCGAAGCCGACCCCGUCGAAGUCGUCGGCCACCUCCAGCAGCCAAGCGUCGCCGAAAAAACCU